Molecule: messenger RNA, 1737 nt
Organism: Brugia malayi
Lineage: Eukaryota; Metazoa; Nematoda; Chromadorea; Rhabditida; Onchocercidae
Exons: 14
Coding region: 1-1737 (578 amino acids)
Cellular component (GO): cytoplasm
Molecular function (GO): nucleic acid binding; RNA-DNA hybrid ribonuclease activity; zinc ion binding
Source: RefSeq, a predicted model, not a curated record
AUGUUAUUAUACCGUUUCAAAAACAAGACAUUUAUUUUAAAUUAUGAUCAUGAAGCACACUUAAUUUUGCCAUUGCUAUGUCGUAUUAAUUUUUGUUUCGAAAUACUAUUAAUGAGAAGUGAAUUUUGUCGUUUUACUGAUGAAUUAAAUGUACUUUCAUUUAUAUUGCUUUAUUCAAUAAUGGCAGAAUUUCCAGAACUAGGCAAAAAUUGUUCGCUAGAAGCUUGUAAAAAACUCGAUUUCACACCUUUCUUUUGCAACAUUUGCGAAAAUUAUUUCUGCGAUGGACAUCGGUUCAAUCAUGGAUGUCAGUUUAAAAAUAUGAAUGUUGAACAAUUAGCAGCAACUAGUUGUGACGGUAGUAAGCCACUAAAGUCAUUUUUAUGUUCAAUGAAUAGCUGUUUCACGUGUGAAAUCAUCAGAAUUGAUUGUCAGCGUUGUGGAUUGAAUUUCUGUCUGAAGCAUCGUUAUCCAGAAGAACAUCAAUGCGGUACUCAAACUGUUAAGAAUAAACAAAUUAACGAUGGUUAUCAGGAAGAAUUGAAAGAAAAGUUGUCAAUGAUUAUUGCUGCUGAUAAAAUGGACAUUGCUGAAACAAGUAUCAUUUCUUCACCACCGCAGAAGGAGAAAUCGAUGGAUGAAGCGAUGCAAAGAAGAGCUGAUCGAAUAGCAGUAAUGCGUCUUAAAUCAAAUACUCGAAAUUUUAGUAUUCCACCUGCUGAGCAAAUGUUUUUAUUCGUUGUGGAAAAUCAAAAGCGUGAGCCAGUUAUGGUUUCCAAACGCUGGACAAUAGGACGUUGUCUUGAUCAAAUUACUAGGCAGCAUUCGAUCUCGAAUAACAAUGCAACCUUUGGGACUAAAAUACUACGAUUGUAUUGUGACACGGAUCACUUGAAUCCUUUACCGAUGGAUGGUAAUGUCGAGAAAUAUUUGAAAGAUUUUUCUAACGUUUUCUUCAAGAGAGAUGAGAUGGCACCACUAAUUAAAUUAUCUAGAUGUUUUUAUUCUUAUAAUGCUAUUUCAUCGGCUGCAAUAUUAGCUAGGCGAUUUUCCUCAGCGCCAGAUUUCGAUGCAUUAGCUCAAAAAAUUCAGCAAUGGAAAGAGAAGUCAACCGUUGACAACAGCGAUAAUGAUGAGAUUUCAUCUGCUGAUAAAAUAAUUGAGAAAAGAGCAUGGAUGAGUGCUCCAUUGGUGUAUUGCGAUGGUUCAUUUGACUGGACAUUGAGAAAAGGCGGUAUUGGAAUAUUUUGGAGUCCAAACGAUGAACGUAAUGCUCAUCUUUCACUUACAGGAUCGAAACUGACUAAUAUUAGGGCUGAAAUACAAGCAGUUAGCUUGGCUGCUUUACAGGCUUGUUCUCUAAAUUUUGAUCGAAUCAUUAUCAAAACAGAUUCGCAAUUUGUGGUGAAAGUGAUUAACUCAUGGUUAUCCAGAUGGCGUUCCAAUGAAUGGAAGAAAGCAGAUGGAAAACAGAUUGAAAAUAUGGAUGAUAUCCAGAAACUUAGCCGUUAUACUGAAAUGAUAAAAAUGCGUGUGGAACAUACAUACGGACAUCAAAAAUACGAUGAAAGGAAAGAAUUGGAGGAGAGCUGGGAUGCAAUGUCAUGUGAUGAAAGAGAUCGUUGUGGAAAUUUUCAUAGCGAUCGGUUAUCGAGAUUAGCUGUUGAUCAACCGAUGAUGACAGAUGAACAGUUUGAGGAAUUAUGUAAAGCUAAACUUGACAAACGUUGCAGUUGA